CCGCAACUUCAUGAUUAUCCUUGUGUCGGCGAUAUCCAGCUUUUGUUUCGGCUAUGGAAACAAUGCUGGCGGAGGAUGUUAUGCACAGGAAACGUUCCUCAAGAAAUUUCUCAGUGGAUCGAACGCCAAUGCACUCAUCGACGCGAUGAAUGCAAUCUUUCUUGCCGGCGGCUUCAUAGGGACUAUAAUGCAGAGCUUCGUGUCUGAUAAGCUAGGGCGUCGCUUCUGCACAGAAAUGGCGGCUAUUCUUAUGGUGCUGUCCGGCAUCCUUAGUGCCGCGAGCGUCAAUCCGGCUAUGUUCAUUGUCUCCCGUGGUAUUGGUGGCAUAUCCGGAGGCAUCAUUCUAUCCAACACGCCGGUGUAUAUGAGUGAGAUUGCACCAGCGCAUAUACGAGGCCUCCUGGUCGGAAUGCACGCGACCACCGUACUCUCUGGAUAUGUCCUCUCGGCACUUCUCGCUGUUGCCUUUAAUUUCGUUACCUCGGACAUACAGUGGCGCCUUCAGUUUAUAAUGCUGACAUUCUUCUCUCUUAUCUUCGCUGUCUCUGUCCUCUUCAUCCCCGAAUCUCCUAGAUGGCUCGUGGAGCAAGGAAGGGUCGAUGAAGCUAGAGCUAUUAUGGAAAAGCUGCACCGAACCAAGGCUGAUCCAACGGCGAUACUGGCUCGCGCAGAAAUUCUGCAGAUUGAAGCACAAGUUGACUUUGAAAGAGAUCUCCCUCACAGUUAUUGGUACAUUCUAAGUAAUGCACAUCUCCGGAGACGAGCUUAUUGCUCAAUUAUAACGUUCGCCAUGGUCCAGUCUACUGGUUUGGUGGUAAUCUUCAAUCUCAUGCCUAUACUCUUUGGUAAUCUUGGCUUCAACAACGUUCAACAGCUUGGCCUUUCCGUUGUUUGGGUUACCAUUGGAGCCAUGGGCGCAGGUUGCAAUGCUUUGCUUGCGGACCGAAUUGGACGAGUGAAGCUUCUAGUUACCGGAGGAUACCUUCUAACUGCCAACAUGGCCAUCCAAUGUGCGUUGCAAAAAUUUUACCUCCAUUCAACAUAUAAGCCUGGAAUAAAUGCCAGCGUGGCUUUCUUUUUCAUCUUUAUCCUUUUCUACAGCAGUACGUGCGACUGCGUAGUCUACAUCUACAACGCAGAGAUCUGGCCAACCCAUCUGCGGAGUAAAGGUGUCACCUUCGGAGUGGGGUCCUAUUUUCUCUUUGGAAUCGCAUACAGCGGUCCUGCUGCGCAAGCAUUCAAAAGUAUUGGGUGGAAGUACUAUCUCGUAUUCAUCUGCGUCACAUUUGUUACGGCAACCCUUAUACUAUUAACGUUCCCCGAGACGAAGGGACUAUCCCUUGAAGAGGUGAACAUCAAGUUCGGUGAUAGUGUAGAAAUGACGUUGGGCGAUAUUCAGCUGGAUGAGAUCCUCGGAUCAAAGCCAACGGCAGAAACUACGGAGGUGGAAUAAAUGAAACCCUCUGGAUGGGUUAAAUUAGCUACGAUGAGUAAGGGAAUGAUUGUGUAGCUCUGGUCCAAAAUCUCUUGACUUAAAGCUCUGCCACCUGAACUUUGCUUCCCUAUGCUCUUUUCUGGUUGUCUUAGCUUUGCUUUACCUUUUUUGGUUCUGUUAUUUUAAAAUUGUAAAUAGUUGAAGCAAGUCUAAGAAUCAGAUCUGAGUAACGAGGAGGAAGGCAGCCCGAUUUUGGUCCGUCCGACAUUCGAACAGGGCGACAAAUACGGAGUAUUUAUAGAGUUCAAGGUUGCCUAAGGUUAGCUUAUGCGACAUCAGUUACGCUGAUAGGUGCGGGGAUAUUCACAAAAUGUGUUCACC
Mytilinidion resinicola is the source of this 1816-nucleotide messenger RNA. Its product is annotated as general substrate transporter. The record is from RefSeq and is a predicted model, not a curated record. Bases 11 to 1453 code for a protein of 480 amino acids. Gene Ontology annotation, cellular component: membrane. NCBI's taxonomy places the organism in Eukaryota, Fungi, Ascomycota, Dothideomycetes, Mytilinidiales, Mytilinidiaceae. Gene Ontology annotation, molecular function: carbohydrate:proton symporter activity. Gene Ontology annotation, biological process: carbohydrate transport; transmembrane transport. The transcript has 5 exons.